AUGGCAGACCCCACCCAAUCGCAUGGCCGUGGAGCCCAGAAACUCCCUUCCCCGCCAAUUCUUCGCAGUCCGCUCUCGUCAGGCAGCGGUAGUGGAACCCCGAUCUCAUUCCAAACAAACGUGAAUCGCUCCAAAACAAAACGAUGGGUGGAAGCAAAGCAAUAUUCUUAUGAUGGGGGUGACUGGGGUAGUGACGAAUAUGAAGAGGAGGAAGAGGAGGUGCCUCCCGCAGUAUCUCGGCCUCCCUAUGCCUCCCGCCACACUGGCAGUUCGUCUGAGUUGUCCUUAAGGCGUUUGUCUGGCAUCGGAUUCGGAACCGGGGCCAGUGAGUCGAAUUUGGCUGAUGGCAAAGGUAGGAGCCUUAGUGGAGGAGACCAGAAGACCCUUCCAUUUGCAAGGCCUGCCGACCGCUACAAACGCAUGCGCGAGGAGAAAGCGACACAGCAGUCUCCUACCACCGAUAUCAAUGACCCCCAGCCUGAGGUGUGCGAAGUUUUACCUCAAACAAACAAGCAGAGUCCUCCUUUGGGUCUACCGGAAGUCAAGCGCAUGUCUAGUUUUGGUGCCGAUUUCUUGAGUGGUACAGACUCCAGCACGCCAAAGGAUAGCUCUGCAUCCCAAGAACCUUCAUUGCACCACAACCCCUCGUCGGGAUUCCGAUCGGUAGUGAAUCAGGCCUUCGAUGUCCCAGAAACUCCACCAUCCACUACCACUACUGUCACGCGGUCGAACAGCGAUGACACUUCGAUGAUCAGCCCUAUCAUGGGCGUUCGGACUAGGACUGAUGAAAGAGCACCCACUAUUCUCGAGGAGCCGAAUGAUGAGUCGAGUUCUCUGAAGGCAACUGGGAAUGCGAUUCCAGGGUUUAACCCAGGACAUCGCCGGGACCUGAGCCUUCCUAGUUCUGACAACAGUCCUUCGAGAAUACCUCAAGUCACAGACCAGGAAACCCCAUUGGCGGGCUGUGCAGAACUGUCUUCCAUUCCUCUCCUCCAGAAUACCUCGCCGGAAUCAACUAAUGCGGACAUCUCUCCUCAGAAUCCAUUGAUGCAAUCACUGUCGACCAAUGGGCAGGAUAUGCCUGCCCCUCUCAAAUUUGGAAACGCAUCAGGCCCUGACGCCUUCCGUAGCGAAAUCCCCACCAUUAUGGCAGCCGAAGAAUCGCCACAGAAUACUGACAAUGAUCGCUUGAGGGAAGAGAUUAUUCGAUCAUUAAGUCGGGAAACAACCCCAAUGGAAGACCCGGAACCCAGCAACCAAUCUCUAUCGCAGGCCUCUGCUGAGUCCGUCCCGCACCAGGAAAUUGUUUCUGGCAGUCACCCAGAAUGGACUAGCCCGCCGCCUUUGCCGCCUCGAGACCCUUAUGCGACCAGUCAAGGCGUGGCUGGUAACUAUUCAUCCACGAUCAUUGAUCAGCCAAAGAAGCCUAAGUUGGAAAGGCGGUUCUCAUGGGAAUCGUCCGAUUCGUCAGACCCUGGGCCACCUCAGAUACCCGGCAGCUAUUCAUCGCCCCCUCGUUUAGCCACUUCGUCAUCUACGCAAGAGCCUGAGCCUAUACAUGAGAAGGCCACCACAUUGGCGUCGGACGUGUCGCACGACCCGCUUGCUUCUGAAGACGAAAGGUCCGUUACUCAGCGUGCUGUGGAAAGGCCUCGACUUUCGAUCGUUCCACCUAUCCCAGAAAACAUGACACCGCCAGAGCAAGUCAUGGGACCAGGGACUACACCACCCCCGCAACAAGUCUCUUUAAACGCCGGCAGCUCGUCCCUCGAUGAGUCGAAACUUUUAGGCUUCCGUGAUAUUCUCGGUAUCUCAUCUAUCAACCAGCGUAUCAAGUCUUUUGACCACACCCGCGACCAGUUCGCCACCAUUGACACUGGUUUGAACCAUUGGCUACAGUUCACAGUUCAUGAACACCCCGAGCAUGCCGACGUCGUCCAACGGAGCCAAAAUCUCUCCCCUACCGUGCCACCAUCAGAUGCUUCUCGCAGCAGAUUUCCUAAAUUGGGUGCUCUUUCAAAUCUCGGUGCCUUGAAUGACGGUACUUCGGCUAGCACCACUCACAUCAGACGCCCGUCGGGCCAUCUCGGCACCGUGAUUAACAAGGACAAAGUUGGGGAGAGAGGAAAGGAACUAUUCCACACUGCGGGGGCAUUUAGUGGCAAGGCAAUGGGGCUGUUUGCCAAGGGCAGAAGCAAGUUCCGACCCAGCGGAGGUUCUGAGAAGGUUCAGUCAACUCCAAGUGUGUCUCGUCGCAGCUUUCAGUUCUCAUUCCCUUCAGGGUCGGGUGAGGCGCCUGGUAACUCUUCUUCUCUACGAAACUCAGUCACUCUUGCCAGCCUGCCAGCCUUCAUAUCCAAACAAACCGGGCUCAAGCCUGACCCUGAUCCACCGGUUAGUCUUUGUCUAGAUCAUCCUGAGGAUGAACACAAUACCGGCAAACGUGUCGAGGCGACCAAAUCGGGAAAUAACUACCUGUCGCACAACCCUGUUGGAGAAACAACUGUGCCACCGAAGCAACUGUCAUCUUCCAACGGUGUUCCCCUCAAUCCUGAAUUUCCGGGAGAAUCUGUCUUUGCUGGAGAUUUGGAGCAGGAGAUGAUAGAUGGGCUUGGUCUGUCGCCUGCAGACCCUCAUCAUCGAAGGGCGGCAAGUACUCCGACGGCAUGGAAUGCAUUUAGCCAGAUUAAUGGUGGGAAACAGCAGGUUGCAGAGCCAUUACUACGGCCGGGAGAAAGCCUAACUGGCAAUCAAUCCGAUGCUGUAGGGCUGGUGAACAAAGCCGCUGUCGCAAAAAUGAGUUUGCCAGUCAUUCCUGACGAGCCUUUCCAAUUUCCCUUUCCGGUCAGCAACAGCCAGAAGCAUCAGCCAAGCAAGUCUACACCGGAGGUUGUUAUCCCGUCAAUCCGUCCACUGCUUGAUCAAAUUUCUAAUCCUCCUUCGCCUCCUCCCAAUGAUUAUGAUAUUGGGCUUGUCCCUAGCCAGAGUCAUAGAUAUCAUCUCUCUGUCUCAUCACUCGGAGUGUAUGAGCAACGCGGGAAUAUAUCUAAUGAGGAAAUCGACAGAGAUCCCCCUUCACCUUUGCAAGAGACAAAAAAUGAGCUAAAACCAGAACCCUGGGAUGGACCCAAGGUUGGGCAUUCUUUGAAUGACGCUUCUAGUGACUCCCAGUCAUCUGCUCAAGUGAAGAGAAGGUCUUUCAUACCUUUCUAUUCAUCAGGGUUGUCAAAGCUCACAAGCUCUGCCGACGUCCUCAAAUCCGAAAAAAAAUUAACCAAUGGCCUACCUCCAUCUGCUCCAGAUUUCCACAGUCCCUUGAGAAACGAAGUCAGAUACAUACCGGAAACUCGAAGCAGUGUGCUGGGCUUCGAAAGCUUUGGAAAACAGAGCGCCAACGGCAAAGAGACUGGCCUGUCCACACCUGCUAACGUUCUUCCGCAACCUUCGGAAUCGGGAUCUCCUGCAAAGAAUGGGAGCUCUACUAUUGGAAAACUGAAAGAGUUCAGGAGACAACGACACGCUUCGGUGGGAGAUCUCCUCUCAGGUGUUCAACUGCAAGGACCCCAAGCGCCCCCGGCAGGUCAACGCAAACGAACAUUCAGCAGGAUAAGCGUAUUAUUUGGCCGGCAAAACUCUCAAAAUCCUGCGAGAAAAUCGACCACCCACACAAGGUCUGCCUCAGAGCAGCUGCAGAACAAAGAUCGGCCGAAACACACGUCGACAACUGGAACUUCAAAUACUAGCUCUGCUGCACAGGAUGAACCUUCAAUUAUCCAUAAUCUGUUUGAACCAAAGCAUUUGCCAACUCGUCCCCCCGAGCCUAAGGCACCUCCACCACCACCAAGAGACACAAAACUUCUACCCUGCGAUGAUCGUCAACGUGCAGGUAAAAUUCUUCCACACAGUUCCUCGUCCAACUCACUGGCCACUGGUCGGUUCUACUCGCACUUUCAGUCUGGAUCCACGAAUCAAAUUUUCACCGGCUCUCACCAUCUCAGCCACCCUCUCCUAGGUCAAUCCCGGUCACCUUCGCCCAUGUCAUACUCCGAGAACAUAGCUGCACAUCCACUGUCCCUGCUGGAGGAAUCGCAGGACAACCGGGUACAUGAACUGCACGAAGAGCACACGUCUCGUGUACCUGGGGAGUGCCUUCGACACGAACUAUGUGGGGAGAUGCCCGAGGCAAAGCAGAACCACUCGGGUCAACAAUACGAAUUACAAGGCGAUCUCAAUCAACAAAGUCUGACUCCUCAGCCCAACACUCGAUCCCGAACUCCAUUGGCUUCGGGCUCAGCCUCCCCAUCUCCUGAGAACCAUGAGUCCUGCAACAUCGCCGUCUCAAAUGCCUCCGUGCAUCCUCACCGCAGUGAGAACGAGGCUCGCGUAGUCAACUACCCGCCUCACCCAGUAGAGCUUGCCAUUACCGCGGAUGACUCCAGCGAGGAGAUCGUCAUGUCCCCCACAUCCUACCCCGGACAGGAGUGGACACCCAUGCAUUUGUAG
Messenger RNA from Penicillium digitatum Pd1, 4503 nucleotides. RefSeq lists its product as uncharacterized. NCBI's taxonomy places the organism in Eukaryota, Fungi, Ascomycota, Eurotiomycetes, Eurotiales, Aspergillaceae. The record is from RefSeq and is a predicted model, not a curated record.